Messenger RNA from Gymnodraco acuticeps, 4403 nucleotides. RefSeq names its product kelch domain-containing protein 10-like. Gene Ontology annotation, biological process: positive regulation of stress-activated MAPK cascade. The transcript has 12 exons. The record is from RefSeq and is a predicted model, not a curated record. Gene Ontology annotation, molecular function: protein binding. Lineage: Eukaryota; Metazoa; Chordata; Actinopteri; Perciformes; Bathydraconidae. The coding region runs from base 572 to 1573 and encodes 333 amino acids.
GUGGACGCUCGUUAGUAAGAUUUAUUUAUUAUGCUGUGAUUGCAGCUCCAUGCCACUCCGUGUAGUCACACUGAAGCGGGUGGCGGUUCAGGUGUGAAGCUGGUGUGUGUGUGGCUCCCUGUCGAGAUGUCUUCGGCCGAGCAGGACGGGAGUCAGUUCAAUAAGUUUGAGAAACUGUCGUGGAGGCCCUCCAUCCGCGACUCAGGUCUGUAAACAAACCUUCUGCAACAACGAGCAGCAUGUUGUAGACAGCAAAGCAAAUGGAAAAUUAAAUUGUAAUCCAAGCUCCAAGAAGCGGGCACGGUGGCUUCAGGCUCGGCGCAUCUUCUCCCCUUCUUGCCCCAACCUUCGGAUCCCCAACAGGUUUCUGAGAGAAGGACUCUGUGUACCCCCCGCCCGCAGCGGACACCGCUGUGUUGCAGACAGCACCAACCUGUAUGUGUUUGGAGGCUACAACCCUGACUUUGAGGAGGCAGGGGGGUCCAAUAAUGAGGACUACCCUCUCUUCAGGGAGCUUUGGAAGUUUCAUUUUGCUACGGCCACCUGGCAGCAGAUACGCACAGAGGGUUACAUGCCCACAGAGCUGGCUUCUAUGUCAGGUUGCGGUAAUGCACCAAAAAAACAACAGGGAAUGAAAUCGGUGCCUACCACAUGCCAAACACAGGCUGCAACUGAAAGCUUCAGGAAAUGUGAAAUGAUCACUGUUUUACACGGCAACAACCUGCUUGUGUUUGGUGGCACUGGGAUUCCAUUUGGGGAAAACAACGGCAACGAGGUCCAUGUUUGCAAUGUUCAGUACAAACGGUGGAACCUCCUCACCUGCAAAGGGAAGAAACCCAACAAGAUCUACGGACAGGCGAUGGUCAUCAUAAAUGGGUACCUCUAUGUGUUUGGCGGGACAACAGGCUACCUUUACAGCACUGACCUGCACCGGCUGGACUUGAGCACCAGAGAGUGGACCCACCUCAAACCCAACAACACACCCUCAGAUCUUCCUGAGGAGAGGUACAGACAUGAACUAGCUCAUGAUAGACAGAGAAUAUACAUUUUAGGAGGUGGGACUUCCUGGACGUCAUAUCCCAUGGACAAGAUUCACGCAUAUAACUUGGAGACAAAUUACUGGGAGGAAAUUGUCACCAAACAGCAUGGACAAAUAGGAUAUCCUGCUGCCCGUCGUUGUCACAGCUGUGUGCAGGUCAAAGAUGCUCUGUUUCUACUUCCAGAGGUGUUUAUAUGUGGGGGUUAUAAUGGAGAGCUGAUCCUAUCUGACCUGUGGAAGAUCAACCUGCAGACAUUCCAGUGGACCAAGCUGCUGGCCACCAUGCCAGAACCAGCCUACUUUCACUGCGCUGCCGUCACUCCGGCUGGCUGCAUGUACGUCCAUGGCGGCGUCGUCAACAUGUUUGGGAACCGAAGGUCUGGCUCUUUGUACAAAGUGUGGUUGGUGGUGCCCAGCCUGCUGGAACUGACCUGGGAGAAACUGCUGAAAACGUUCCCUCACUUGGCCCAGCUGUCGAGCCUUCAGCUGCUCGGCUUGGGACUGACGCACACACUCAUCCAGCGGCUCAAAUAGACGGAGCAACUGAAGCGGUAUGUGACGGAGCAGCACUGACUCUAAAAACACUGAAGGCAAAAAACGCUUUUUUAAAGGACCAAGAGAGGCUGAUGUCAGAGGACUAUGGAAAACAUUUAAUGCCUUUUUAACUUAAGUUUUAUGUAAAUGUGAGUUUUUUUUUUUUCUUCUGUUUUUAGGCAAAAUGUAAUGUUUGGAUAUUUUGGUGUCAGACUUUGUUCUGCGUGUAUCUGACACCAUGGAUAAGCAUGGUCACCAGAAUCACUCCUUCUUUUGCUUAGCUCUUAUCAUUUCGGAUACACUAUCUAGUGCAUUCCCCAGUUUUCUGUGUUUUUACCACAUUGCUGUUAAAGUAGGAACAUUGAAAUGAUCCAAAGACCUUCUUAAAAGGGUAAAUUAAUUUGCCUGCGUUGAUGUCAUUUUAGAUCAAAGUCAGACUGAUCAGCUUGUGUCACUGUUGCUGAAGUCAUAAGUCAGCUGGUGCUACACCCUGUCACAUAGGUAAGACUGUAACAGUGCUGAUAUCAAAUUACAUUUGUUAGUAAUCAGUCAGAUUAUUUUUAAAAGAGAGGACACUUUAUGACUGGUAUACUUAAAAGUCUAAUUAGGUCAAUUAUUAAAGGCAUUAUGUUUUAGCCUCAAAGGCCUUCCAAUUAAAAGCUGUGAUUGUUACUGUACUGAACAGAUUAAAAAAUGUUCCUGUCACAUUAGGCCCUAGGAUCAGAUAACUCAAAAGCCUUUUUAACUCAUCAUGGCAUCACUGUGAAUCUUAGUGCCUCUUCCAUUGUUCUUCCUCUUAAAGGAAAAAGCUUAAUUAAUAAGUUGGAAAUUAAGGAAUUCACUUGUAGAGCCGCAGUGAUUCUCAUGCACUUUUCAGUUCUACAUUUGGUGCCUUCUGCAUUGUUACACCGUUUUAACACUUGUAAAUGUGUGUGUAGUAAGAUCUUAAUUUGUUCUGAAUUGUGCACACAGUGUUCUCCAAAUGAGCCUUUUGUUGCUGAAUCCUUCUGCUCAUGGAGAUGCAGUCAAAGUUUAAUCUAUUUAUUUGAGCCGCUGUUUUGUAGCAGAACAUGUAGCUACAUUUCCGUUUUAAUUCAUUCUCGUUUCACUGCCCCUUGAUGCCUAAACUCUAUUUAAACGCUUUUAUACUUACACAUAGGCUGCAUUUUUAUUUUGGUGUUGUUUUUCCAGAGAACGUGCUAUGGUACCUUUUCUAAAAAGAACAAGGCAGGGUAAGAGGCGUACUCAGGAUGUGGCAUGCUUUGAUCAAAAUGUCAACAGAAGCUAGUCUCAUCUAUAACUAUCAUAAUGCCCAUUUUCAUUUCAAAUAUCCACCUUAAUUUUGUUAUUUUUGCCUUAUUUAAAUCUUCUUAUGAAGCAACAGCUUAACUACAUUCUCCGACUUGUAAAAUGGACUGCCUAUAUUGGCAUCAUUUUUGAUGUUCAAAGAAAGUCAAAUUAUCUCCUUUGCAUGUUGGUAUGGUGUGCAUGUCACUUUACAUAAAUUCUCAGGAGAAAAGGUGAAUGUCUUCUCAAAAGCAACUAUGGCUGUAAUGUACAUAUGUUUCAGGUCCUGUCUGUACAAACAAUAAAAACACAGGCAGACAGUUUUUCAAAAUGUUGUAUUGACAAGAGUUAUUAUUAUAGCUUAGCACAGCCAGCCAUGACACUCUUUCCAAAUAUAGGGUACCAGUGUUUUAUCUAAAAUAUCUUUCACAUUUUGGAGUUAGUCUAAAAAAACAUACCAGUACCUUUUUUUUUUUUUUUAAACAAAAAGGUUUAGUGCAGAUACUUUAUAUACUAUUCAGUUGUAUUUGAUCAAAAAACAAAACCUACAGAUGUUCUCUUCAGUUUACAAAGACCGAGUUUAAGGAGACAUUGUUAAAUGUUAUCUUACAAACGCUGCAUUUUACAGUAGUAUAGAUGUGCAACUUACCUGACAUUAAAAGGCUCAUUCAUUUGCAUGGUUUUACGGACUUUUAAAUAAUUACUACAAACCUGUCAGAAUUUACAUUGAAUGUAGUCAGAAAGGGAGGGGUUUUACAUUUCACAUAAGGUCCAACUCGAAACCGCCCCACUCCCACUCUGUGACGGAGUGGGUAGAUGGCGUAGUCUCAUUCACGGCUAAACUAGGUUCCCUUCUUUCAGGUGGAGGGUGUAAAUACAGUGGCAUCUCUCCUCUCCCCAGGAGUAACAGGAAAUGCCGUAACAUUGCAUAAUUGUUUCAAAUCAGGAUCUCUUAGAUAAUAAAACUACUUUUGUUUGAAAAUGUGAUAUUCAUAAGCUGCUUAGUUUUUGUAACUGUGUGUGUAUAUAUAUAUAUAUUCAAAACGUUACAAUAAAAUUUAUGAAGUGAAUGCGCAAACUGGGAGGAAGUGUCUAGUUGAAGGGGGCAGUUUGGAAUUGGGCCUAAUGACUUUCAGACUUUAAAAAGUAACUUGGGCUGAAAGUCCCACGGUCAGCAGCCUGUUGGAGAUGGAGCGAAGAAAUACAUAGCCAGCAGUAUGAGGUAGACGACCACCAGAGCUGUGCCUGAGGGGACAGAAAGUAACAUGUCAUAGGGUUAAACAUGAUGUGAUCCCCAAUGUGUUAAGAUUACAGUCAAUCAAUCCACCAUACUGAAUUGGCAUGCAAAAAAUUAACUAUACUAUAGGUCUGAAUAUCUUUGGCUAUAUAAAACUCCUUGACCUAUAUAAUCAAAUCUCUUCAAGUAAAUCAGCAAAGUUAUCGACAUAAAGGACUUAACUCGGCUCUUAGUCUCUUUGGUGCAUUCAAGGUUGCAGCUAUUGAUGUUUUUGUAAUGCAAUAAAUAAACACAUUCACAACCUUG